Molecule: messenger RNA, 676 nt
Organism: Merops nubicus (carmine bee-eater)
Lineage: Eukaryota; Metazoa; Chordata; Aves; Coraciiformes; Meropidae
Product: sperm flagellar protein 2-like
Exons: 4
Biological process (GO): sperm axoneme assembly
Cellular component (GO): manchette; sperm midpiece
Source: RefSeq, a predicted model, not a curated record
UAAUUUAGUUCCAGGAUCAUUUUCCGAAGAAUUUUCUACUGGCUACCUGCUGGGAGAACUGCUACACAAAUAUGGUCUUCAGGAUGACUUCAGUCAAUUUUCACAGAGCAGGGUUGCAAAUGCAAAACUUAACAAUUUUUCUCGCCUGGAGCCCACUCUUCACCUCCUUGGUGUACAGUUUAAUGAGAAUGUGGCCCAAGACAUCAUGAUGGGACAGCAUGGGGCUGCAACAAAGCUUUUAUAUGAAUUGUAUAUUGCUUUAGAAAAAAAGAGAAAGGCAAAGCUUACUGGAGUAGCCAUGGAAGCAAUGAGGCCUUCAGCAACUGCAAAGCUCAAGUCUGUUGAAAGUGUUUUGUAUCAAGAGCGUUUGAAAACUUUAACACCACGUCAGGCUGAUUUGCAACUACAGAAAAUUUCAGAGCAUUUUGAAAUGAAAUCUAAGGAAUUAGAAGACAAAAUAGCUCGUAUACAUAUUGCAGAAAACCAGAAAGUUCAGAAGCACCAAAAGGAACAAAGAGCCCAAGAAAUUGAAAAGCAUCGUAUAGGAAGAAGGAGACAACAUGAAAUAAUGGCCAGGAUUCAAGCAGCCGUUAUACAGAUUCCAAAGCCACCACCAAGCCACACUGUAAAAGCUACUGAAGCCAAAAAAUUCUUAAAGGAGAAAAGAGAAGCAGAG